AUGUUCCUCGCAUGUUCCUUCAUGGGUCUCUUUCCCGCAGUCUUUCGAGGAAGCCCAAGCGAGCCAAAGGUUCUCGUGGCAAGGCAUAACGAACACCAUCCUACUCGUCCCGAAACAGUGCGGAACCACGAUGCCGAGAUUUCAGUGCUCUUCCAACGCGGACGGUUACCUCGACUGCGUAACCAACACAUCUCAAAGCACACAAUGGCUGCAAGUGCCGUCCUGUUGGAGCUGCGUGUGGGAGCCACUCCACCUACUGCAGGGUGGCAGGCUGAUGCGACGAGGACCGGGGCAGACAGGCGGCGAUUGUCAUGA
This is a messenger RNA of Neurospora crassa OR74A, 315 nucleotides long. RefSeq lists its product as hypothetical. The transcript has 2 exons. The record is from RefSeq and is a predicted model, not a curated record. Lineage: Eukaryota; Fungi; Ascomycota; Sordariomycetes; Sordariales; Sordariaceae. Bases 1 to 315 code for a protein of 104 amino acids.